This is a messenger RNA of Rhagoletis zephyria (snowberry fruit fly), 913 nucleotides long. It is a transcript of the gene Fbp2, whose product is annotated as Fat body protein 2. NCBI's taxonomy places the organism in Eukaryota, Metazoa, Arthropoda, Insecta, Diptera, Tephritidae. The record is from RefSeq and is a predicted model, not a curated record. Gene Ontology annotation, cellular component: cytoplasm. Gene Ontology annotation, molecular function: alcohol dehydrogenase (NAD+) activity.
ACGCAGGAUGAAAGCAUAGUUCAGCGCAAAGCAGCGUAUUCCAAACAAGUCAAAGUAUUUGUGUAAUUUUAUUCUUAUUUUCAAUUAAAUUAAACUCACAUUUUAAAGUAAAAAAUGUUCAACUUAAACGGUAAAAAUGUUGUCUACAUUGGUGGAUUCAGCGGCGUCGGUUACCAAGUUUGCCGCUUGCUGAUGAAGAAGAACAUCAGCUACCUAAUUAUGAUGGGCCGCAUGGAGAAUAUGGAGAUGAUGAGGAAAUUGCAAGCCGAAAACAGUGCCGUCGAGGUCAAGUUCAUCCCCAUGGACCUGAUGGAUCGCUCCAGCAUGCAGCAGGCUAUUAAGCAAAUGAUGGGCGUUAUUAAGCAAAUCGAUGUUUUGAUUAACGGUGCUGGUGCGUUGGCCGACAAGGACAUGGAGACCACGAUGGGUGUUAAUUUGACGGGCAUGAUGCAAAUGGUGAUGUUAAGUAUGCCCUAUAUGGAUAAAUCACAAAUGGGCAACGGUGGUAUUGUGAUGAACAUCGCCUCCGUCUAUGGAUUGGAACCUGCACCUGCCUUCCCAGUAUAUGCCGCUGCCAAGCAUGGCGUCAUUGGUUUUACGCGCUCAAUGGCUGAUCCACUUCACUACCAACACACUGGUGUGGCCUUUAUGGUCGUUUGUCCUGGUCUCACCACCAGUGAAAUGAUGAUGAAUUUACGUGAGAAAUCAAUGAUGGGUCAACAGUCAUACGUUGGUGAGAUGAUCGAAGCGAUGAACCAGGCUAAACACCAAUCGCCCGAAGAGUGUGCGAUGAAUAUGGUCAAAGCGAUGGAGAUGAUGAAGAAUGGUGCUGUUUAUUUGUGCAACAUGGGUCAAUUGAAGGAGGUGAUGCCAACCAACUACUGGCAAAUGUAAAUUUGUACUGUAGAAAAAA